Molecule: messenger RNA, 7375 nt
Organism: Paramecium sonneborni
Lineage: Eukaryota; Ciliophora; Oligohymenophorea; Peniculida; Parameciidae
Source: the annotation of a GenBank genome assembly
AUGAAGACUCAAGGACUACAUAAAUUGAAUAAUCUCCUCGAAACAGUUAAUAUGAGAAAUCAAGAGUUAUUGACACAAUUACAAUCAGACUAUAGAUCAAGAGAAACAUCACCUUCCAAACCUAAAAAUUUAUCAGCUUCAUAAAUAGAAAUACAAUAAUUGGCAGAAAAAAAUAAACAAUUAGUUGAAGAUGUAUAUAAAUUAUUGAUAUAUUUAAGCUCAACUUUUUAAAUUUAAGUUUUAAAGAAUUGAAAUUAGGCACAGAUGAAUUGAAUUCUAAAAAUUAAGCCCUUAAAAAACAUAUUAAGGAACUUUUAUCGACUCUUAAACAUAAAGAAGAUGAACUUAAAAAAGCUAGAGAGAAACAAAAAAGUGGAGAGUAAAUAGAAGAGAAUAAAAGUCAAGAAAAAUCUGUUAUUGAUUAUGCACUUUACAUGGAAAAAUAAUUCUAGACUUUGGAAGAUAAAGUUAAAAAGUAUAAAAAACUUUUAGAAAAGAAUGGAUAUGAUGAUUAAUUAGCAAAAAAAGUAUAGAUCUAAAUAAUCUAAGGUUGAAGAAUAAAAGAAGACUAUUUAAUAAUUAAAUUAAGAAAAAGAAUCAAUAAAAAAAGAAAAAGAAGAUAUUUAAAAUCAGAUCAAGAAUUAAAGAUCUGAUUUAGAACCUCAAUUAAAAUUUCUUUGUGAAAAAAUCCAAAAUGAUGAGCAACUACAUAUUUAAGAAAUUUAACUUAAGAAUAGUAUGAUUGAAAAGCUAAAUAAUUAAUUGAUAAAACUUAUGGACAAUCAAAAACUGUUGAACGAUUCAAAAUCACACAAUUAAUUUUUGUAAUCAAGAAUUAGUGAACAAGAAAAAAAAUACAAAGAUCUAGAUGAAUAGGCUAGACAUGUAAAUGGUGCGGCUCUCGAAUAUUCAAAAUAAAUUCAAUUAUUGAAUAAAGAAAUAUAAAAUUAUAAAUUGUAGUUAGCUUAACAAGAAGAAUAUAGUAAUAGAAUAAUUCUAUAAAAAUAAAAAGAAAUUAAUCAAAUUUAAUAAUAAUUGGAGUAAAAGCAUCUUGAAGAAACUUUAAAAAAAUAAUAAUAAAAUGAAUAGUAAUAUCGUUAAGUAAUAGAAUAAUUUAAUUAAUUAUAAAAUUAAAUUGCAGAGUUAGAGGAUUAAAAUAAUUACAUAAAACAAAAAUCAUUUAAAACCCUAAAAAAUUUAGUAUAAGAAUUAAAAAAAAUGAAGAUAGAAUUACAAAAUAUUAAAAUGAUGGGUCAUUAUGAUAUAUCGCAACUUAAUGAGUUAGAAUAAAUUUUAAUGAGCUCAUUAAAAUAAAAAACCUAACCAUCAUAAAACAUCUAAGAAUAUGAAUAAGAAAUAGUAUAAGAGUUAAGCUAAGAAUAAUCUUUUACAGAAAGAACUUAGGUUUAAUAGUUAUUUAAUCCUUAACAAUAAUAACUAAAUAAACAUCGUCAAUUUUUUAAGCAAGUGAUGGAUGGAGAAAAUAAUUUUCCAAUAAUAAAAUAACAAAUUGUAAAUUCUUUGGGAUUGCUGAAAUAAUAUUUACUAAAUACUAUUUAAUAAAUUCGCCUAAAAUCAAUAAAUAUUAUAAAUAAUUAGAAAGAGGAUUAUUCAUCUUAAAUUAAUAGUUUAGUUUAAGAAUUAAAUAAUGUUAAUCAUUAAUUAUUUGAAAUGUAACAAUAAAAUACUAGUUUAUAAGAACAAUUAUAAACAAAUCAGGAUGAACAUUAAUAUGAAAUGUAAAAACUAUAAGGAUUAAUUGAUAACUUAAACUAAACAAUUGAAAUUACAAAUUAAAACUUCGAAAAUACGAACUAAAAUUAAGCAAUAAUAGACCGUUAAUAAUAGCAAAUUUCUUUAUUAGAAUCUCAGUUAAUUCAAAUUCAAUAAUAAUGUAAAACAUAACAAUAAACUUUAAGUAUAGCAAUUGAACAAAACAAUAUAAAAGAAAUUGAAUUAAAUGAAAUCAAAUAAAAAUUAAAUUAAACCAAUUCUUCAUUAAAAUAAAAAGAAGAUGAUUUGAAAAUGUAAAAAUAAUUAGCCUAAACAAAAUCUACUAAAUAUGAUUAGGAAAAAUUACUAACCCAGAAACUUUAAUAAGAGACAGAAGCUCUCAAAACAUAAAAUAAAUAAAUAUAAUUAGAUUUAAAUAGAUAAAAAGAUUUAAAUAAACAAUAAUAGACAGAAUCAACAAAACUUAAAACAGAUAAUUAACUAUUAAAAUAAUAAUGUGAAACAUUAUAAUCUACAUAAUAAGAAUUAACUAAAAUAAAAUCAGAGUUUAGUAAGACAUUGCAAGAAAAAAACACCUUACAAGAAUAAUUUGAUGAGGCUAAGAAAAAUUAAGUAUCUAUAAAUGUCCUUAAUGAGAAAUUAUAGGAAGAGUAAUUAAUCAAUGAUAAACUUAAAAAAUAAAUAUUUGAAUAGUAAUUAGAUUUAGAAAGUUAGAAAGAAGAAUUAGAAAAUCUUGAUAAUGAUAAUAAAAGACUUAAAAGCUAAUUGAAGGAUCUGAACAAUGACUAUGAAAUUACUCUCUAAGAAAAUUAAAUGCUAUAAGAAUAAAUAAAUUCUAAAGAUUAAAAUUUAGCUUAAUUAUAAACAUAAUAAUAUGAUUAAAUUAAUUUAUUUUGCAGCCAAAAUAGUGAAUAAUAAUCAGACUUAAAAAAUAAAGAUUUACCUAAUUUGAAUGAAACAUAGUAAUCCUAAAAUUAUAAUCAAAAAUUGUUAUUAGAAUAAGCAUAAGAAACUAUAGAAUAAAAUUAAGUUAAUAUUUAAAAUCUUUAAGUUAAAUCAUAAAUACUUCAAAAAGAGAAUUCAAUAUUAAAAGAGAAGAUAUAGGAAUUUGAAAUUAAUAACAAAAAUAUAUGUGAAACCUUAGAAACUUAAAAAAAUUUCACUUAAAAUUAAGGAAUUACAAUUUAAAAUUUAAAAUCCUAACUCGAAUAAGAGUAAGAAAAUAACAUAAAAUUAAAUACUUAAAAUAGAAAACUUGAAUAAGAAAUAGAUUGGAAAGAACAAUAAUUGGAUGAAUAUGUUUAAUCUACAGAGGAUCUGAAGCUUAAAAUUUAGUUUUUGGAAUAAAAGCUAAUUGAAUAACUUUAGGAAUAAAAAAUGAUAAAAUUUUUAAAUCAAAGUCAAGCCUAAAGUCUUACUUAAUUAAAUGAAAUUGUUGAUAAUUUAAGAGAAAGCGAAAAAUAAAAUUCAUAAAGAUUUAAUGAAAUCUAAAAUUAAAAAUAAAAAUAACAAAAUAUAAUAGAAGAAAAAGAUCAAUAAUUACAAAAUUUACAAUUAGAAAAUAAAAAAUUAAAUGAGGCAUUAUUGGCUGAAAAAAGUUAAAAUUAGACUUAAUCUGAUUAAAUUUAAUCAUUAUAAAAUGAAUUAGUUUAAAAAAUUAAUGAAAAUACUUUAGAAAAUGAAAAGUAAUUACAAUUAAAUAUUUAAUAAUAAAACAAUAAAAUUUAGUAAUAUGAAGUUUAAAUAUCAAAACAUAAGUAAUUGAUUGAGAAUUUAAAUAUCAAUUUAUCUGAGUCAGAGAAGUAAAAAUAAUCAGAUAAAAAUCAAAUCAAUUAAUUGAAUUUGAAUGUCUAGGAAUUAUAACGAAAUUUACAAAUGUAAAAAGCUUAGAUUGAAGAGGCUUAUUUAUAAAAUAAUGAAAAAGAUUAAAAAAUAUAAUAAUUGUUGAUUAAGAAUGAAGAACAAAAAUCUUAAAUAGAAAAUUUAAAUUUACAAUUUUAGAAUGAAUAGUAAAAGUAUGAUGGAAAUUAAAAACUACAUAUUUAGGAAUAAUAACAUUAGAUGCUAAUAGCCCAACUUAAAUAAGAUAACCAAUAUAAAAUUUCAGAAAUCAAUUAGUUGAAAAAUUAAAUUAUUUAAUUAGAAUAUAAUUAUCAUAAUAUAUAAUCACAUGAUUAGACUUUACAGGAAGAGUUUAAUAAUUAGAUAGAAGAAAACGCCUAAAAUUAAUUUGAAUUAAAAAAUAGAUUGAUUUAAACUUAAUCACUUAUUGAAGAAGUAGACAUGCUAAAAUAAUAAAUUCUAUUAAAUUAAGAAGAUAAUCUAAAAUUGCAAAAUCAAUUGAAAGAAGCAAAUUUAGCAGAAUCAAAUAAAAGAGUAAUAAUUAGUUAAUUAGAGUAAAAACAUAAUCAAAAAAUUUAGGAAUUAAAUAAUGAAAACUAAGAGGCAUAAAAUUUAGUUGAGAUUCUAUAAAAGUAAAUAGUUUAACUUUAAGAUGAAAAAGAAUAGGUUGAAGAGGAAUUAAGCGAAAAGAAUCAAUAACUUGAUAAUUAUUAUAACGAUGUUGAAACUUAAAAGAAUGACUUCUAAUCAAAAUUAUAAUCUUUAGAGCAAAAUUAAAAUGUUUAUGAAUUAUAAAAAUAAUAAAAUAAAGAUAAAAUAAAAGGAUAUUAGGAUGCCCUUGAAAAGUUAAAACAAGAAAAUAUGUAAUUAUAAAGCAAUUUAAUACAAUUGAGUUCAGCACUAUAAAAUAAUAGUGAUGAACAAAAAAAAAAGGAUUUGCUAAUAGCAGAAAAAGAGAUAAAAUUAACGGCUUAGGAAGAAGAAAUAAAAGAAUAAUAAGAAAAAAUUAUUUAAUUGAAUGAUAAAAUGAAAUUAUGUGUAGAAUUACAAAACUAAAUAUAGUAGGCUAAAUAAAAAUUAGAUGAAAAUCAAUAAAAAUUGCAGGAAUUUGAAAAUACUAUUGAUUAAUUAACUUAAAGAAUAUAGAGUUAAGAAUUAGAAUUUUAAGAAAUUUAAAAAAAAAAAGUAGAACUGGACGAUCGUUUGUUUGUUUCUUAAUCAGAAAAGAAUAGACUUAUUUCUUUGGUUGAGAAUAAUAAAGAAGAGAUAAUAUAAAGAAAUUAAAAUGAAUAAUUAAUGUAAGAAGAAUUAAAAUAAUUGUAAUAAUAAUAAUUUAAAUUGAAAGAAGAGAAAAUUUUAUUGGAAUCAGAUAUAAUUUCCAAAAAUACUUAACUUAAUCUUUAAGAAAUGUAAAUUUCGUAAUUAAAUGAAGACAGAGACUUAUUGAAAAAUUAGUUAAAUGAGGGAAAAGAUAUAAUAAAGGAUUUGAAAUAAAAAUUAGAAUAACAGCAAUAAAGACAAUAGAAAUUUGAAAGCUUUGUAAAAGAUGAAGAAUUUAAAUACUUAUAAAAAAUAGAAAAUCUAGAGACUGAAUUAUCCUCAUAGUAAGUAAAUUCAAAGUUAAGAAUAGAAAAUGUAAAAAAAAAAUUAAGUUUUAUAAAACUAGAGUUUAUUAAAUACAAAAGAUAAUAGCAAGUCUCAUUUAAAUUUAUUUAAACAUAGUUUGUAAAUUUUAAUGACACCUAUAAAGCAAUAUUAAUAAAAAAGAUAAAAAAGUUAUUUCUAAUAAAAAAUUAGUUAGCUGAGCUUAAAUUAGAGCAUUAAAAGCUUGAUGAUACAAUAAACGGAUAAGUAAAGAUGGGUCCAUAAAUCUAAAAAUUUCUGAAUUAAUAAUAAUAAUCUUUAGAUGCCUUAGUGAAAGGUUUUAAAGAUAAAAUUUAAGAACUAACAUCUUAGUAAGAAAAUAUGCUUCUUACAGAUGAAAGUAGAAAACAAGAAAUUCAAUCUUUAUCAUAAGAUAAAAAUGAAGUAAAAAAUCAAUUAUAAGAUACUAAUUAAAAAUUAUAAUCAUAAUAAUAAGUAAAUUAAGAAUUAAAAGAAGAAAUAUAAAGAUUAGAAAGUUAAAAUUUAUUAUAUUAAGGUCAAAUAUAAGAAAAAAAUAGUGCAAUAGAUUAAUCAAAUGAAAAAUGUAAGUUAAUACCAAUACUAAAGAAUGAGAUCUAAUAGUUAGAAUAAUAGAAACAGAAAUAGUAAACUAUGAUUAAUGAAAUACAGGCAAGCUUUUAAGUCACAAUAGAUCAUUAACAAGAGUAAAUUCAAUCACUUAAAGAAUAAAAUAGAAAUUUAUUAUCUGGUUAAGAAAUUAAAACUUAAGAUAUAUAUUUAAAGUUGUAAAAGCAUGAAUAGUAAUUAAUUAAAGAGAAAUAAUUUAGUUAAUAAAUACUAGAUAAGCUUUCGUCAAAAGAUGAAGAAAUAUAAUAACUUUAAUUAUCACAGAGAAGAAAUCAAUAAGAAAUAGAUAAUUUAAAUAAUAACAUUGAGGAUCUUAAUGAUAAAAAUGAAAAUCUUAAAGAUUAAGCUUAAAGAUUUUAAGUUUAUUGUUCUGAAAAAGAAGAGUCCAUUAGAAAUUUGAAAGAGAAUGUCUAUAAUUAAAAUUUAUUAUUAGAAGAAAAAGGAAAAAAAAUAAACUAAAUUCAAAAUGAUAAUGAAAUUUUGAGGAAAAAAUUAAAGGAUUGUGAAGAAACAAUGAUGAAAAAAGAUAUAAAAUUUUAAAAAUAAAAUAAUAAAAUGGAAUCAAUGCAGAAAAUUAUUAAAGAUUACCCAAUAAUUAGUAGAGAAAUUGGAGAUACGAUUAAAAAUACAAAAGAUUUUUGUAUUGAAUAAUUAAAGAAACUUUAAAAAAAAAUUUAGAAUUUGUAAGAGAAAAUUGAAGAAAAAGAAUCAGUUAAUGAACAAGAAAUAUAAAGGUUAAAAAGAUAAUUACUAUUAUAAUAAUAAUAAUAUGAUGAAAUGUUUUCAUAAACUUUGACAAUUAAUAAUGAUAAUCCUGAUCUGAUGGCUCAUUUUAAAGUUUUAUUUAAUAAUGCAACAUAAGAAAGGGAUUAAUUAUAGUAAGAACUAAAAUAGAAAAAUGAAUAAUUUGAGAAAGCUUCUCUUGAAAAUCAAAAUCUACUAUUAUAAAUUAAAAAUUUAAAGUAAUUGUAAGAAUAAAAAUUUAAUGAAAGUGGUAUAAGUCUUGACCUAAGUUCAAUAGAUAACUAAGAGAUAAGAAAAUUUGAGCAUAGCUCCAUUAAUAAUGCUACAAUAAUAGAUCCUACUGUAUAAAGUGGACAUACAAAAAGUAGUUUAUAAAUAAAAGAUUUUUAAAAUUAACUAGCAUAAUAAUUAUAAUAAUAAAAUGAAAAUAAUAAUACAAAAUUUUAUGAUUUAUAAUAAGAAAUAGAAUAUCAUAAAAUGGAAAUAGAGAAGUACAAAAACAAUUUAAUUGAUUAUUAGGAAGAAGAAAAAAAAAUGGUUAAAAUGAUAUCUGAUUUAAAAAGGGAAAAUUAUAGACUAUAAUAAAUAAUAGAUUAAACAGAUACAAAAUCUUUAAAAUUACAAAUAAAAUAAUUACUUUAAUCUUUUCUUACUUCACUAUAAAAUUAGUAAAUAUUAUUUUAAAUUUUUAAGGGCUUAGGAAACGGAAGGUUACUUUAAAAUUAUAGCUAACAUGCUUGAACUUACAGAUUAAGAAAGAUAAAAACUCUAAGCUAUAGUAAACUAAAUGAAUCAAAAGAAAAAAGGAGGACUAUUUAGAUGA